UUGGCCUCUGAUAAGUUAGCUGGACUGCUGCAAAUUCACUGGACACACAAGUGGACAAUUUCAGUGACUUGCAAAUACCUCUGGUGGUUCUUGAAACAUUUUCACAAAGUGGACAUUAGAGUUCUUUGAGGUUAAAUCACCAUCAAGUUUCUGUCAACUUCAUUUUUUUGUUUAUUUUGGGGUUUUUUUCAGUUUAACCUACAUUUUCCCAGACCAACUUUUGAUCAAUCUGGCCUCAAACUUGGGUAAUGUUUUGAUCAGCUGUUGGGUCUGGACAUAAUCCAAGCAGGCUACAGAUCAUCUUUGAAGGUACAACCUGCUGGUUGAAAAUGGACAGUGGGUUUGCUGGUGCUGGGAAUCAGCUUCUCCAUGUGGACGUACAUAUUGAUAAGAGUGAACCUCAUAGAGGAAUCCUGGACCUUCUGAGCAGACUCCGUCCUCACUGGAAGACACAGGACAUUCAGAUGAAGACGUUCACAGAGGGCAUUACCAACCAGUUGAUUGGAUGCUACGUGGGCUCUCUCCAGGAUCCUGGCUGUGUUCUUGUGCGGCUCUACGGCAGAAUGACGGAGCUGUACGUGAACCGUGACCGGGAGGUGGAGAUGUUCCAGGUCUUCCACGCCCACGGCUGUGGUCCCGAGAUCUACUGCAGCUUCCAGAAUGGCAUCUGUUACGAGUUUGUUAGAGGAACAGUGCUGGAUGAUGAGCUUCUCCAUCAGCCAUCCAUCUACAGAUUGAUCGCAGCAGAGAUGGGGAGAAUCCACUCGAUCCAGCCAAAAUGUGGUCUGCCUGUUGAACCGCUACUCUGGACGAAAAUGUCCCACUUUCUCACACUGGUGCAGAGCAGCUUCAACAGCAGCCCAGCUGAGCAGCCCUGCACAACAAGUCCUGCAGCUGUACCAGAGGUGCCCAGCUUUGAGACGCUGUCAGUGGAAAUGGAGUCACUGAAGAGACACCUCUCGCAGAUUGACUCGCCGACUGUCCUCUGCCACAACGAUCUCCUGACAAAAAACAUCAUCUACAACCACAAAGAGGGAAUGGUGAAAUUCAUUGACUACGAGUACGCUGAUUACAACUACCAGGCUUUCGAUAUCGGCAAUCACUUCAAUGAAUUUGCUGGUGUGAACGAUGUUGACUACAGCCUCUAUCCGAGCUGGGAGCUGCAGAGGGACUGGCUAACGGCUUAUCUGGAGAGCUACAAGCACAGCACAGGACGUGAGGUCACUGUUACAGAGGCAGAAGUUACGCGGCUCUACAUUCAGGUCUGCAAAUUCUCACUCGCAUCCAACUUCUUCUGGGGUCUCUGGGCCAUCCUGCAAUCACGCUACUCCUCCAUUGACUUUGACUUCCAAAGAUAUGCCCUGGCACGGCUCAACUAUUACUUUGAGAAGAAAGAGGAAUAUUUUAAACUGACAAUGAGCUAAUAACAGAAUGGAGGACCAGUGUUUUAAAAGUUUAUAGAAAAGUGACUGGUAUGUUUCUUUAUCACAUCAUAUAAUACCAGGUGAUCUGUUGAGGAAGUUGAGAGGUAACCAACGAGCUUAUAAAAUUGUUCCCCAUUGUUUGUUAUUUCAGGCUGUAGUGUGAGUUAAUAUGUUUUGCUAUCACAGUGAUUUUUAAAAUAUUUGUUUUACCACAGUCAGUAUGCCGAUAAGCCUUUUUGGCAAAUUGAGAUGGAUCUCAUGCCAGAAAUGCAUUAAUUGUUCCCACAUUCAGCCGACUCGCAUAAAGCCACAAAAACUGAGCCUGAUCAUAAAACUCAUAAGAGGGUUAUUUGCAGGCUUAUUCAGUGUGUACCACUGCUCUGAUGGAAAACAAGUUUUCAUGUAAACAUAUUUACUAUACCAAGUAGGGCAUCAUUUUAAGUCUUUCUCUUUGAUUGGAACUUGCUGUAAAGCUGUUGUGAAUAUGCCUUGCAUGAUGCUGUUUCAUUUUAUAGUAAAUUGCAAACAUUAUUUAAAACUUAACAACAUUUGAGUGCUUGAACAAUGUGUUAAGAAUGUGUAAAGUAGUAUUUGAUGUUUAAAAGGUAGUGAAAUUUGCCAUUUGUCCAAAUUUAUAGUAAAAGCAUCUUUGCGCAGUGACUGAAAGUACCAAUUCUAUGCUUCUGUUUAACUGCACCUCAUAUGAAACUGCAUAUUAUACAAUUAAUGAUGGUUUAGUUUAAUGCACACAUGUUUCCUGCUGGUAAUGCUGACUAUUACUUCAUAAGUAAACUCUGUAUGUAUAUUCAUCUGUUUACACAGUUUAUUCAUAUUUCUGAGUCUUUUUUUACACUGUGUUCUACAGCUAUAUGGACAUACAGCAUUCUGUUGAUGUGAUCUCAUUAUCAUGUCCCCCUUGGGUGUGAGUUGCAGGCCAUUAAUUUGUCAGGGUCCCAGAAGUUCACUGAAUCAGUAUUUAAUGAGUGUGUUAAAACUGUAAUGUGCAAUGCAGUAAGUAAAAUAAAGAACCAAACAGUG
Messenger RNA from Amphiprion ocellaris (clown anemonefish), 2462 nucleotides. RefSeq lists its product as uncharacterized. The record is from RefSeq and is a predicted model, not a curated record. The transcript has 8 exons. Bases 330 to 1424 code for a protein of 364 amino acids. Gene Ontology annotation, molecular function: ethanolamine kinase activity. Gene Ontology annotation, cellular component: cytoplasm. NCBI's taxonomy places the organism in Eukaryota, Metazoa, Chordata, Actinopteri, Pomacentridae. Gene Ontology annotation, biological process: phosphatidylethanolamine biosynthetic process.